Molecule: messenger RNA, 4439 nt
Organism: Vigna unguiculata (cowpea)
Lineage: Eukaryota; Viridiplantae; Streptophyta; Magnoliopsida; Fabales; Fabaceae
Source: RefSeq, a predicted model, not a curated record
AACCACUUUUAUCACCACGUGCAUGAGCAUGUUCAUUGGUAGUCCACGUGUAAAGCCACCGACCAUCGAUAUAUUUUCGUAUCAAACGCUUCAAAUUCAAAACUGGAUAAGGUUGCGAUAACUGUAAUUCAAACUUGAAUUCAAAUUUGAGCACCAAAAACGAACGUGUACGUACUACAUAAAUACUUCUAUGGUGAUUACCAACGGUUACUUUGCUCACUCCAAAAUUGUACCACUGAAGCAUAUUCACUGAGUUAACAAAUACCAAAGAAGCAGGAAGCUCAUCAUUUUGACUUUCAGAAACAAACCCAAGUUGUUAAAUCAUUUCUUUUCCUCGCGAUUUGGUUUAAAUUUGCAAAAAUUGGAGUUCGUUUCGGAAUUUUUGUUCAAAACUGAGAGUAAUGGAGAUGGAUUUUCAUGGCAUGAAGAGGAAGAGACUGCAGGCUCUGUGCAAGAAACAUGGCAUUCCUGCAAAUUUGAAGAACAGCGAAAUGGCAGACAGACUCUUCUUGCUUUUCAAGGAAAAAGAAAUAGAAGAUCCUGUAGGUUCUGGUAAUGCUAGAACUGAGAAAGACACCACCCUUCAUUGUGUUAGUAGCAAAAAUGUGGAAAUGAUUGAUUUGGUGACUCCUAGCCCUGGUUCAAAGGAAAGGAGUGUUUUUUCUGCCAAGAAUUUGAAAGGUUCAGAGAUUGAAAGGUUGGAAUUUGAAACAAAUUUGUCUCUGGAAAUAACAAGGGAAGAGUUUGGAAUUUGUGGGGCUGGAGAAGACAUGCAAAGUAGACUCGAGGAAGAGCAUCAUAACAGUCAGGGAGGUUUACAUUUAGCACCUGUAGCAGUUGCUUUGGUGGAAUUCAACGACCAGUUGUCGGAGGGAGAAGUUGAGAAGUUGGGUGAGAACAAUAAUCUUAUUGGAGAUAUUUGUGAAUAUGAAAAGGGAAAAGCUGAAGCUGCCGAACAAGGUGUUCAUAAUAGCCUUAAAGGAUCAAACAUGAAAGAUGUGAAUGCUUUACAUUCUUCUAAAGAGGAAUCUGCUCCCCCUAUGGUGGAAGAAGAUGAAGCUACAGAACAAGGAGACUGCAUUAGCCCUCAAAGAUCAAGCAUGAAAGAUAUGAAGGAAUCUGGUUACCUUGUGGUGGAAAAGGAUGAAGCUGUAGAACAAGGCGAUCACAGUAGCCCUCAAGGAUCAAGCAUGAAAGAUGUGAAGAUUUAUCAUGUUUCUCAAGAGGAAUCUGGUUACCCUGUGGUGGAAAAGGAUGAAGCUGUAGAACAAGGCGAUCACAGUAGCCCUCAAGGAUCAAGCAUGAAGGAUGUGAAGAUUUCACAUGUUUCUCAAGAGGAAUUUGGUUACCCUGUGGUGGAAAAGGAUGAAGCUGUUGAACAAGGCGACCAGAGUAGCCCACCAGGAUCAAACAUGAAAGAUGUGAAUGCUUUAUAUGCUUCUAUAGAAGAAUCUGGCUUCCCUAUGGUGGAAGAAGAUGAAGCUAUACAUCAAGAAGGCGACUGCAUUAGCUCUCAAGGAUCAAGCAUGAAAGAUGGGAAGGUUUUACACCAAGAGGAAUCUGGUUACCCUGUGAUGGAAAAGGAUGAAGAUGUAGAACAAGGAGACCACAAUAGCCCUCCAGGCUCGAACCCGAAAGAUGUAAAUGUUUUACAUGCUUCUGAAGAGGAAUAUGGUUUCCCUAUGGUGGAAGAAGAUGAUGCUUUAAAACAAGGUGACCAGAAUAGCUCUCAAGGACCUAGCAUGAAAGAUGUGAAUAUUUUACUAGUUUCUCAGAAGGAAUCUGAUUGUCCUAUUGCGGAAGAUGUAGCUGUAGAGCAAGGUGACAACAAUAGUCCUCAAGGACCAAACAUCAAAGAUGUGAAUAUUUUUUAUCAGGAAGAAUCUCUUUAUCCUGUGGUGGAAGAUGUAGCUAUAGAACAAGGUGACCACAAUAGCCCUCAAGGACCAAACAUCAAAGAUGUGAAUAUUUUAGAUGUUUACCAGGAAGAAUCUGUUUACCCUGUGAUGGAAGAAGAUGUAGCUGUAGAACAAGGCAACCACAAUAGCCCUCAAGGACCAAACAUAAAAGAUGUGAAUAUUUUACAUGUUUAUCAGGAAGAAUAUGUUUACCCUGAAGUGGAAGAAGAUGUAGCUGUAGAACAAGGUGACCAAAAUAUCCCUCAAGGACCAAACAUGAAAGAAGUGAAUGUUUUACAUGUUUGUCUAGAGGAAUCUGGUUACCCUAUGGUGGAAGAAGAGGAAGUUGUAGAACAAGGCGACCACAAUAGCCCUCAAGGAUCAAACCUAAAAGAUGUUAGUGUUAUGCAUGUUUCCCAAGAGGACUUUGGUUACCCUACGGUAGAAGAAGUGCAGAAAUCUGAAGGCAAUAACUACGAUCUCACAAACACUGGAUCAGAAGUUGAUGGCAAGGAUACUGAUGGAAAGACCAAUUUAACUGCAGAACAUUCAGUUGGUACAAAAGAUCAAUUUCAGAGAACUUAUCCAGAAAAUGAAGUCAAGUCUAGUGACGUUAAUAUUCACCAAGAAACGUGUGAAGAGGAGUUGACAUCACCACAAAAUACAGGUUCCAUUGCAAAUCUAGGGGAAUGCUCUAGAUUUUCUCCCUGUAACCUAGAAGCCUCCUUAGUUGAGAGCUUUCAGUCUGAAACAUAUUCUGAACAGAGUCCACUUGGAGAUAUAGGAACUUGUAACAUGAAAGAAAGCAUGCAAAGUUCCAACAUGGAGAAAGUUGAAUACACUCAGGAAGCUUUGCACACAACAGCCAAUGUGAAUCUUUUAGGCAAAGCUAUAGAGGAAGGUAAUAUGCACAUAACUGAAGGAAAAGUUAUUGGGUUGUUUUACAACUCUGAUGUUCAUGAUGAUGCUAUUCUAAAUGGAAGAUCUGAAGUUGAUACCAGGUGCCUUGACAUUUCUAUACGUACCAUCACUAAUGAUGAUGGGAAGACCAAUGUGACCAUUGAACAAUUUACGGAUGAGCUCCAAUCUUCGACUUUUGAAGAUUCGGAUGGGACACCAGUUCAGUUCCUACCAAAUGAUGCAUUAAGUGAAGUGAAGACAGAUUUUAAUGUUCAUGAAAUGGUUGUUUCAGGCAUUGUGUUUGAAAAUGUUGAUAUGUCUGAAGGAAAGUUUGUAUCUUCAAGAAAAAUAAGUUUAAGCCCAGCUUCAGAUACAAUGACUGGUUUUUCUCCCAAGCAGCUAAAUAAUUCAGAGACUAAAGUGUUGCAGUCCGAAACAGCAAGAGUUGAUGUUGGAAUUGGUGAUGUGGAGGAGAACAUGCAGAUGGAUCUCAACAAGGAGCUAGUUGAUGAAAUUGGAGAGUAUUUAUUGGAGGGAGAAAUUGACAAGUCAGGUCUGAUUGGUGAUUCUGAGGAAGUUGAUAAUGGAAUUUGUGAUAUGGAAGAGAACAUUCAAAUUAUUGUCAAUGAAAUGCAAGUUGAAGAAAGUGAACAAGUUAUACGUGCAACACCUAGUGCAAUGGUCUUGAACAAUGUGGAAGUUGGAGAACAGUUGUUGGAGGGAGAAGUUGAGAAAUCAGGUCUGAAUGCUGAUUCAGAGGAAGGCAUUGGAUUUUUGCCCAAUAACCUUGUGCCUUCAGCAACAAAAGGCUUUGAGGAUGAAACAUAUUUUGAUCGAAGUGCACUUGGAGAUGUUGUGGACACUUUCAAAAUGGAAGAAAGCAUGCCAAGUGAUCAGAUGGAGAAAGAAUUCAGUGAGGAGGUUCUGCAUAUGACAAAUGAUUCGGUGCAGGAAGAAGUUACUAGGUUGAUUAAUAACUCUGAUGAUCAUGAAUAUGUUGGUGUGACUGGUCCAGAAGAUGGCAAAAAUCAGCUUAAUAUGAAGAGGGACUUGGAAAGCAUUGAAAAGUAUUUGCUCAAUGAUUUCCACACUUUUGAAGAUGCAAGUGAUCAAAAUUCAGAUGAGAAUGCUCCAACUAUGCCUCACGAUGGUGAAAUGAAGUUAUGCACUUUUAACCAUCAGCAAAUGUCUGCAUCAGGCACUUUCUCUGGAGAUGAAAUGGGAACACCACCAAAGUGUAAUAUCCCUAAGCUCCGUGAAUCAUUUAUGAAGAAAGAGUUGAAGAUUAUAUCGAGUUUGCCUGUGAAACGUGCAAGGGAUAUUCUUGGAGCUAGUGACAUGAAAGAGAACACUAAAAUUUCCAAGAAGGAGCAAGUUGGCACGAUCAUAUCAAGGAGUGCAUUUCCUAAUAAGAGGAAACCUUUACAAUAUCUUCAACAGAAUUGAACUUCAUAUCCCUUGCAAUAUUGAUUUCUUUAGCAGUUUAGUGAUAGUGUUUCAAUAAUUUGAUGGUUACAUAUUUUUCUCGAUGACCAACAUGUUUUAAAGUAUAUAUGAUGCGAAAAGACAAUGCUACUUUAUGGUAAUUGUUGUGUCAAGUGUGUGUUUUCAUGCUUGAAUUGAAUAGCUUUGUUUUUUUUA